AUGAACAUUCCCACUAUCAUUCCCCUUUUCCUUUCCCUUCUUCUACUUUUCCCUCCCUUAGCCAUAUGCGAUGAACGCCAAAGAACCUACAUAGUCUACCUUGGAUCUCACACCCAACAAUACACACCGGACCAGAUUCUUGAAACCCAUCACUCAUGCCUAACAUCAGUCAAAGACUCGGAAGAAGAAGCCAGAGCUUCCCUCAUUUACAGCUACAGGCACAGCAUCAAUGGCUUCGCGGCCUCCCUCACCCCGCAACAAGCCUCCAAACUCAACGAAUUGGAAGAAGUGGUGGCGGUGAUCGAGAGCCGGCCGAGGAAAUACUCGACGCACACUACGAGAUCGUGGGAAUUCUCAGGUUUGAAUUUGGCGGCAGGUUACGAUGUUGCGGAAUCGAUGAAGAAGGAAACAACAAUGGCGGAGGCAGGGGAUUUGCUUCACAGGGCUGGAUAUGGGAAGUCGCUGAUUGUUGGAAUCCUUGACAGCGGAGUGUGGCCAGAGGCGGAGAGUUUUAGCGACGAGGGGAUGGAAGCCGUCCCGAAAUCAUGGAAGGGAAUCUGCCAGACUGGACAAGAGUUUAACUCUUCUCAUUGUAACAAGAAAAUCAUCGGAGCGCGGUACUACAUCAAGGGCUUCGAGACCUACUACGGCCGACUCGACGCCACGGAGGACUACAGGUCACCGCGCGACAAGGACGGCCACGGGACCCACACCGCCGCCACCUUCGCCGGCCGCCAGGUCCGCAACGCGUCGGCGCUCGGCGGGUUCGCCCGCGGGACGGCCUCCGGCGGGGCGCCGCUGGCCCGGCUGGCCGUGUACAAGGUCUGCUGGCCCAUCCCCAACCAGGAGAAGAUCGGCGGCAACACCUGCUUCGACGAGGACAUGCUCGCCGCCAUGGACGACGCCAUCGCCGACGGCGUCCAGGUGAUCAGCAUCUCCAUCGGCGCCGACGAGCCCCUCAGCCCGGUCAACGACAGUCUAUCGAUCGGCGCGCUCCAUGCCGCGAGGAAGAACGUGGUGGUGGUCUGUAGCGGCGGUAACGACGGUCCGACGCCCGGCACGGUGGUCAACACGCCGCCGUGGAUUCUCACGGUGGGAGCUAGCAACAUGGAUCGCGGGUUUUUGGGGACCGUCGUGCUAGGAAACGGCCUGAAAAUCACGGGACAAACGGUGACACAUCACAAGCUGCCCAAAAGGCUCCCACUCAUCAGCGCCGCCGACGCCGCCCUCCCAUGGGUACCGGACAACGAGACCGACCAGUGCCUGCCGGACUCUCUAGCGCCGGAGAAGGUCAGGGGCAAGAUCGUGGUCUGCCUGAGAGGCUCGGGCACCAGAUUUCUCAAAGGAGUCGAGGUGAAGAGAGCCGGUGGCGUCGGCUUCAUACUCGCCAAUACGGCGGCGCUUGGAGACGACGUGUUCUUGGAGCCGCACGUGCUUCCGACGACGGCGGUGACCUACGACGAGACGAGAGAGAUCGUGAGGUACAUUCGGUCGGCGAAGGGUAAUGCGACGGCGAGGCUGAGGGAGCCGAGGACGGUUUUGGGGUAUAAGGCGGCUCCUUUCAUGGCUGCGUUCUCGAGCCAAGGACCUAACGUUAUUCAUCCUUACAUUCUCAAGCCGGACGUGGCGGCGCCCGGCGUGAACAUAUUGGCGGCGUGGAGCGAAGCAUCACCGCCGACCAAACUAUCCGAAGAUCGCCGGAGCGUGAAGUACAAUUUUGAUUCCGGAACAUCCAUGGCCUGCCCCCACGUGGCAGCCUUAGCUGCACUCCUCAAAGCCAUACAUCCUACGUGGAGCAGCGCCGCCAUAAGAUCCGCCAUCAUGACCACCGCUUCGACAAGGAACAACAAGGGCAAAACCAUCACCGACGAACGUGGCCACACGGCGACGCCGUUUCAGUUCGGGUCGGGUCAGUUCCGUCCGUCGAAAGCAGCCGACCCGGGCCUGGUCUACGACGCCUCCUACACCGACUACCUCCUCUACCUCUGCAGCUACGGACUUAAAAACGCCGGCGAACGAUUCAACUGCCCGAGAUUUCCGCCGCCGAUGUACGACCUCAACUACCCAUCCGUCUCCGUGCCCAAACUCAACGGCACCCUAACCAUCAAACGCAGUGUGACGAACGUGGGCGGGGACGGUAACGCCGUGUACUUCUUCAGCGCGAAGCCGCCGCUGGGGAUGACGGUGACGGCGCGGCCGAGCGUUUUGUUUUUUAGUCGCGUUGGAGAAAGGAAGGAGUUCACGUUGACGAUCGAGGCGAGGGAUUUGAAGGAAACGAAGGAGUAUUAUGGUGGAGGUGGGUAUAGGUUUGGGUGGUAUAGUUGGAGGGAUAAUUAUCAUGUUGUGAGGAGCCCGAUUGCUGUAUCUAUGGGUUAGGGCAUAUACCAAGGUUUCUCCUUUGAAAUUGGAUGUGG
This is a messenger RNA of Linum tenue, 2414 nucleotides long. The record is from the annotation of a GenBank genome assembly. NCBI's taxonomy places the organism in Eukaryota, Viridiplantae, Streptophyta, Magnoliopsida, Malpighiales, Linaceae.